Molecule: messenger RNA, 1956 nt
Organism: Salarias fasciatus (jewelled blenny)
Lineage: Eukaryota; Metazoa; Chordata; Actinopteri; Blenniiformes; Blenniidae
Product: occludin-like
Exons: 9
Coding region: 118-1752 (544 amino acids)
Biological process (GO): snRNA transcription by RNA polymerase II; positive regulation of transcription elongation by RNA polymerase II; bicellular tight junction assembly
Cellular component (GO): membrane; bicellular tight junction; transcription elongation factor complex
Molecular function (GO): cis-regulatory region sequence-specific DNA binding
Source: RefSeq, a predicted model, not a curated record
GUGUGUUUCAACUGAGGCAGAAGUUUUAGCAGGACGGAGAGUUUUUCAGGGAAGCGGGACCAGCAGCGGUCAGGUUUUUAUCCCCGGUCAGAGACCCGCAGACCAAGACAUCUGUCAAUGAUGUUUGACAAACAGCAUUAUGAUAGCCCGCCGGUCUACAGCCCUCCUUUCACCGCACCUUCCAACAACGGCUAUGGUCCACCAGGCAGCUUCCACGGCCCCCAGAGUGACUACAACGCAUACCCGCCUCCACCGGGAUCUUACUACAUUGAGGACAAGCCGCAGCACUUCUACAAAUGGCUGUCGCCUCCAGGGAUCGUCAAAGCCAUGAUGGCUACCGUGAUCUUGCUGUGUCUGGCGAUUUUUGCCUGUGUGGCUUCCACACUCAUGUGGGACAUACAGUAUGGAUAUGGCGCGGGAUUGGGCUAUGGUGCUGGUAUAGGCUAUGGCAGCGGAUACGUUGGUGGCAGCUAUGGCUCAGGCUUUGGUAGUUAUGGAGGCUAUGGGAACUAUGGGAACUAUGGCUCCUACAUUUCUCCAUACUCGGCCAAAACAGCCAUGAUUGCCAUAGUAGCCAUUAACUUCGCAGGGUCCCUGGGCUUCUUCAUCGCCAGUUUUUCUAAAUCCAACAUGUUCCGCAGCAGGAAGUUCUUCCUGGCCAUCCUGAUAAGCACUAUCAUCAUGGCCAUUCUGCAGGGCAUCAUAAACAUUGUAUACAUUGUUGGAGUGAACCCAAUGGCGCAGAGUUCCUCCAGCAUCAUAUACAAUCCGCUGCUCGCGUUGUGCCAGAGCCUGCACCAGAACAGCUACUCCCAGAUGGGAGGAGUGGGAGGCUUCCCCUAUUACAAUCAGUAUCUGUACCAUUACUGCUUUGUGGAUCCACAAGAGGGAGUUGCUAUGGUGUGUGGAUUCCUGGUGGUCAUUGCCUUCGGUGUUGCUGCCUUCUUUGCGCAACGAACGAGAGGGAAGAUCUGGCGUUACGGGAAGCCAAACAUUUACUGGGACGAACCGCUCGUUGGUGGGAAGGCCUCAGAGGGCAGAGAUGUUGAAGAAUGGGUGAACAAUGUAGAGGAAAGUCGCAGCGUUCAGGAUGCCCCGACCCUGCUGGUUUCAGAGAAGGGAGGCGGUCUGCUCAACGCCUCGGCCAACAGUGUUAUCUCCUACCCCCCUGCCAAGGUGGACAGCAGCUCCUACAAUGGAGAUGCCUUUGACAACAAUGAAUACCCAGAGAGAACAACCACUCGUCCAUUGGAGGUUUUUUCUCACGGUGGAGGGACGAGCUCCAGCCCUUCAGAGGAGACGGGCGGUGGCCGCAAGCCGUCAGCCCACAGGGGCAAAAGACGCCGGCGUAACCCGGAGCUGGAUGAGUCUCAGUAUGAAACGGAGUACACCACGGGCGGAGAGACGGGCAAUGAGCUGGAUAGCGAUGAACUGGAGAGUGUGUAUCCAGAGAUAACUUCAGAUGCGCAGCGCCAUGAAUAUAAGAGAGAAUUUGAUGCCGAUCUUUGGGAGUACAAGCGCCUGUGUGCUGAAAUGGACGACAUCAAUGAUCAAUUGAACAAACUCAGCCGGCAGCUGGACACACUGGACGAGACUUCUGUCAAAUACCAGACUGUGGCAGAGGAAUAUAAUCAGCUGAAAGAUUUGAAACAGACGUCAGACUACCAGUCUAAGAAGAAAAAGUGUCGCAGGCUGAGACACAAAUUGUUCCACAUCAAGCGCAUGGUGAAGGACUACGAUAAGAACCACUGAAGGAUCUCCUCAGUCCAGACUCACCUCUGUGGUUGACACAGAGAACACUCACAAACAGGGGCCAAGAUACACUCCGAAAUGCUACCGAGACUCUGACACACUGAGACCAAAGUUCCUUACAGAACCACACACACACACACACACACACACACACACACACACACACACACACACACACACACACACACACACACACACACACAC